This is a messenger RNA of Stylophora pistillata, 1258 nucleotides long. Its product is annotated as methyltransferase-like protein 27. Gene Ontology annotation, molecular function: S-adenosylmethionine-dependent methyltransferase activity. The record is from RefSeq and is a predicted model, not a curated record. NCBI's taxonomy places the organism in Eukaryota, Metazoa, Cnidaria, Anthozoa, Scleractinia, Pocilloporidae.
UACAAGGAAAGGAAAGCAUGUUAGAGUAGCCAACCUUUUUCAGCCUCUUUUGCCUUCUCUAAAGAAAUCUUUGGAAAAAAUCCAAAGCCAAAACAUCUAGGAACAGCCUCAGAUUUGCCUAAAACAGUCUGGAGCGUUACCAUGAUGAUGUUGACGAGGCCCUUAGGAUAACGUGAUAAACUCGUGAAUCCGCUGAUUAAAAGCCGAACUGAUCGCCUCUGCAGUGCUACGCAGAGGGACGCAGAGGUUCAAACAGAGUGAGUUAGUGCAGAGCGUAGAACUUCCAAAGUAGAGUUCAAUCAUGGCCAAGGCAGAAGAAGAUCGUUUCUACUCAGAGAGGCUCCUUACUUUGAAUCCCAGAUCUACGGAUGAAUACGUUAAAGGCAUUUAUGAUGAAUGGGCAGACACAUAUGACAAGUCUACAGCAGAAGCAGGAUAUAUCGCCUACAAGACUUGCCCUCCAAUCUUCGACCAAUUCGUGCGUGAAAAUUUUAGCAGUAACCCAUCCAAGUUGCGAAUACUCGAUGCUGGUGCUGGUACUGGAAUUGUGGGUAAGGUCCUUCAGAAUCUUGGAUACACGAAUGUCGACGCCCUGGACAUCUCGCAGAAGAUGCUAGACGAAGCGAAGAAGUUAAACGUGUAUAAAGAGUUUAUCUGUGCUCCGCUGAGCGCCGAACCGAUAGCGGAGAUAGCAACAAACCAAUACGAUGGGUUAAUCUGUAUUGGCACCCUUACAAUCGGUCACGUGAAACCAGUUGCUCUGGACGAGAUUCUGCGUAUUGUCAAACCAGGUGGUAUCAUUGGGUUUACUCUUCGUAGAGACGCCUACGAAGAAUCUGGCCCCGAAAAGUGUGGCUACCGUGAAAAAAUGAGUGAGAUGGAGACAAGCAAGAAAUGGAAACUCCUAAGAUGCGAGUUCAUUGAUUAUCAUCUGAACGUGGAUGAACUGCGAGCCAAAUGUUACUCCUUAAUGUAUCAAGUUUUAUGAGUAAAGGAACGAUAAAUAGAUACGGAUUAUUCUCUAUCUCUAACGGUGAAGUUAAAAACCACUAUUUUCCAUGAUUCAGGGGCAUGAAGCAGUCAGGACGAAAAUUGCGAGGAAGACGUUGAUUGUACCUUUAAAUGAAUCCCUUAUUUUAAUUAGUUUUGUCUCGUCUUCGUUGCCGUCUCUGUCGUGGUUUGUUUAAGGUCCCUUGUAUGAAUACCACUGGGAAAGAAAUGAUUCAGCACAUAAAUAAAAAAUUCUUCUGGGAGCGAA